Molecule: messenger RNA, 177 nt
Organism: Aureobasidium melanogenum CBS 110374
Lineage: Eukaryota; Fungi; Ascomycota; Dothideomycetes; Dothideales; Saccotheciaceae
Exons: 1
Source: RefSeq, a predicted model, not a curated record
AUGGCUGAAGGUAUCGAAUUGGUGUCUGCAAUGAUCACCAGAUACGCCGUAGUCGAGAGCUUGUACUUGCUCGAAGAGUCUUCCCUGAAAGCUCAACUCACAGAUCGCAUAACAAAGCUAUACGUCUCCAUCCUGAGAUAUCUGAGUAUCGCAAAAACUUACUACGACAAAAGUACA